Molecule: messenger RNA, 206 nt
Organism: Sphenostylis stenocarpa
Lineage: Eukaryota; Viridiplantae; Streptophyta; Magnoliopsida; Fabales; Fabaceae
Source: the annotation of a GenBank genome assembly
GGAACACGAGUUGGAAAGAACAAGAAAAUGCAGAGAAGAAAAGAAGAAACAUUGUUCUCAAGACGAUUGAAGAAAGUAGUGACUCUGAAGAAGAUGAAUCUGAGAAUCUGAAUCUGUUGGUUAAGAAGUUUGGGAAAUUUCUUAAGAAGAAGAACAGAACUGGCCAGGCAGAUAUCAAGGCUACUAAAAUAUGGGAAAAUGAUUGA